Podospora pseudocomata is the source of this 3326-nucleotide messenger RNA. RefSeq names its product Calmodulin-dependent protein kinase cmk2 (gene CMK2). Gene Ontology annotation, molecular function: ATP binding; calcium/calmodulin-dependent protein kinase activity. The coding region runs from base 1690 to 2976 and encodes 428 amino acids. The record is from RefSeq and is a predicted model, not a curated record. Gene Ontology annotation, biological process: protein phosphorylation; cellular response to oxidative stress. Lineage: Eukaryota; Fungi; Ascomycota; Sordariomycetes; Sordariales; Podosporaceae. The transcript is spliced from 8 exons.
CCUAGACAAAAAGGUGCACGGGAUGGAUGACUGGCAGGUAGGUAGGCGAGCGGCCAAGGUUUCGAUCACAACGGCGGCAUAUGUGUACGUGAUAGACUCCACUCACACAGCUUUAGAUUUCUUAGAGAUCAGGAACCAAGACACCGGAACCCGGGAAAGGGUCACUUGGUGAUUGCUACCGGCUGAGAUUCCUCCCUUGCUUCCAAGUAAGGGAUAAUCUCUCAUUCGCCUGCAACAUAUAGGAAGGAAUCAAAUGACCCGGUAUUAGGUUUCGGAUGCCCUUUAGAUUUGUUGACUUCCCACCAGUUGAGUUACUAUCCGGAGAUCCAAGAUAUUGGGGAUCAUAUGCACCAGCAACUGACUAGUCAGCCACAAGGCCGUCGGGAAAUCCAACCUCUUCCUCUUCAAAGGAAUAAAGACCUACGGAAAGCCUCUUCAAGCUCCAGUUGAUGUGUCCCUGAACCUUCAUUACUACCCGACGGCAACUGGAAACACCAUUCUGUCCCCAAGAGAGGCACAAUCUGCACCCAUGCAAGGCUGAGCCACAGGGAACCCUGAGAAGCCAAAUCGAAGGCCCCAUUUGCGGGAGGCGGUGCAGCUCGGGAAAAGACUUGCUCAGUCUAACGAAACAUUACCACUCAGAUUAACCACCAUGCCACGACUGGACUAGCGAUUCUCUAGAGUACAUCAAACCAGAAAAUAUCCUGGCCGAUUUUCCUCUCCGAGCAGUGGUCUUUCGGCCUUCUCGAACAAGGAGGCUUCAAUCAGAUCCCGUCCCGUCAACCCCUCGGUUCCACUGACUGAUUCCCCUCCCACCCCGCAGAGAGAGCCCGCCAGGCUGGGCAGAUGGCUAGGGUCACACAGCCUGCAGAAAGGGAGAUCCCCUGGCACAUGCGGUGGCCAGUCAAGGACCAACGCGGGAGACGAAAUAAGGCAUUUUCCGCAUUUGGUCUUGGGCCUUUUGGUGACCUCCCACGAGCUGAGCAUGUUGGGCAUGAGGGUACUCGGUAGAAAGAGGUACAUACAUAAUACAUAGCCAUAGUCAUCCCGACCUCUUUAUUAUCCUGCCGUGUGCUACUACUACUACUACUACUACUACUACUACUACUACUUCUUACUGCCUACCUAGGUGUUCAUCCAGUAACCGCCAAUAACGCCGUUUCCACUUCAUCCCCGUAUCCAGUCGCCGGCGGGGCAGCAUCGCUUGGCAACCCCUCGUCCACCACCUUCCCAGCCCAAUUGCUGCCAAGCCCACUCCUUGUGCAUCUGCAUCUGCCUCUUAGGUGCUCUGCCUCUAUGCCUCUGCCUCUCUGCCUCCUCCUCGCGCCGAUACCAACCUAAGCACACUCAGGUACCGACGCACACCGUACGCUCUGCCUCGAGCGCCUGAAGGCUUGUCAGCUCCCCAGCUCCCCAGCUCCCCCCUCAGCCGCUCUCUACCGUCGCACGCGCCGCCCUCCUUCUCCUCGCUCUCGUCACUCUCUUCCUGCGAACUAAAACACAGCCAGGGGCUCAGGACGUGCCAACACGACAUACUGGCACUCGGACACCAAGUGACAUCUUCCAGAAAUUAAGGUUACUUGAAUCGUGCUGCCCGCAGCCACUUCAGAGCCAGAAGCCUCUUCCUACUUUUCCGCUUCUUGUUUUUUUGCCAAAGCUCGGCACCAUGAGCUGUAAGUCACCACCUCCAUGUCACCUUCAGCCAAGUUCCGCCAUGUCCUCUCGAGCUUCGUCUCGAACAUGCUCAAUCGCCUGCAUGGGCAACCUGAGAGCUAUGAUAAGAAGUCCAAAUAUCGUUUUGGGCGCACCCUAGGCGCGGGCACCUAUGGCAUCGUCAGAGAGGCUGAGGGCCCUGAUGGCAGGGUUGCUAUCAAGAUCAUCCUGAAGAAGAACGUGCGGGGCAACGAGCGCAUGGUCCUCGACGAGCUGGACAUGCUCCAACGUCUCAAGCACCCUCACAUCGUCAAGUUCGUUGACUGGUUCGAGUCGAGAGACAAGUAUUAUAUCGUCACAGAACUUGCCACCGGUGGAGAGCUGUUCGACAGAAUUUGCCAACAGGGCAAGUUCACCGAGAAGGACGCCUCCCAAACCAUUAAGCAGGUCUUGGGCGCCGUCGACUAUCUCCACAAGAACAAUGUCGUUCACAGAGAUCUCAAACCCGAGAACUUGCUCUACCUCACCAAAGAGGCCGAUUCCGACCUCGUCCUCGCCGAUUUUGGCAUCGCAAAGAUGCUCGGCACCAAGGACGAGGUUCUCACCACCAUGGCUGGCUCUUUCGGGUAUGCCGCCCCCGAGGUCAUGCUCAAGCAGGGCCACGGCAAGCCUGUGGAUAUGUGGUCCCUGGGUAUCAUCACCUACACCCUCCUGUGCGGUUACUCGCCAUUCCGGUCCGAGAACCUCCAGGAUCUCAUUGACGAGUGCAGCGCCUGCCAUGUCGUCUUCCACGACCGGUACUGGAAGGACGUCAGUGACGAUGCCAAGGAUUUCAUCCUGAAGCUGCUGAAGGCUAAGCCUGAAGACCGGUGGUCUAGCGAGCAAGCCCUCGCUCACCCCUGGCUCAGCGGCGAGAACGCCACCGACCACAACUUGCUGCCCGAGAUCAGUGCUUAUCUCACUCGCGCGCGCUUGCGCAGAGGCAUCGAGAUGGUCAAGCUGGCCAACCGCAUCGAGGCGCUCAAGAUGCAGGAAGAUGAUCCCGAGAAUUCGGACAUGCCAAAGGAUGCUACGUCAGCAGCGAACCAGACGCGUCAUUUCCAGUCGGGCAAGAAUGCUAACGAAAAGGGCAGCAGCGGCGGUGGCGGCAGCAGUGGAGAGAAAAAGGAGGGUGAGCAAGCAGCGGGGGAGAAGCGCACGUUGAGCAAGGCGAUCAAGGGGGCUAUUUUCCGUGAGGUUGUUAUGGCCAAGGUCAGGGAAAUGAAGGAGCAGGAGGAGACGUUGAAGGUUACUGGGGAGGCUACGGGGGAGGGGUCGAAGUAAAUAAUGAUGCUGAGAAUGUUGGGAGGGGGAGUGAUGAUACCAGAGUGGAGGGGAUAUACCGACUGACACACGAAGCGUGCGUGGCAUAGCAGGACUUUUUUGGUUCUUUUUCCUUCUUGCAGGAGAAUUUUGAUCAGAGCAAGCCUGGUUAGUUGGUGCGUUGGUGGUGUUGGUACCUUUUGUCGCGCUGUAAGAGGUUGGGUUGGUUAAAGGCAGAGGCAAUUUGAUGAUUUUUUUGAUUAUUUUUUUUGGUUGCUCCAGGAGAGGGUUUAGUCAGUACCUGCUUCAAGUCAGCUGUAGGGUUUAUGAGAGUCAAUUAUAGCCUAUGUUAUAUCCUCGAGGUACCUAUG